Molecule: messenger RNA, 1390 nt
Organism: Ornithodoros turicata
Lineage: Eukaryota; Metazoa; Arthropoda; Arachnida; Ixodida; Argasidae
Exons: 1
Coding region: 67-1371 (434 amino acids)
Source: RefSeq, a predicted model, not a curated record
UUCAAAAGGUUAGUGAGAUUUCACUCAUAGCGCAUCGAAAAUGCCGAAAAAAAAGCGGACCAGCGAAUGCUACAGUGCGAUGAGUGUAGGCGCUGGAUGUAUAUAGAGGAGACGGACUUCGGGACUUACGAACAAGCCGAAGAAUCGACGGACAGAUUCGAAUGCAAGAUAUGCGAAAAAUUCCAGGUGUACGAUCAGAAAUUGAACGACCAACGCGAAACCCUCACGCGGAUGGAAGAGAGAAACCAGACCCUCGGCAAAAUAGUAGAAAACCUAACAACACAACUCGGGACCCUUUCGGAAAAGCUCACCACGCUGCAAAACGAAAACGACAAACUUAGAGAACGAAGUGGCGCAACCCAAGAGGCCAGUCAAGGAAACACCGUAAAAUCUGCAGAAUGCGAGACAAAAAUGGAGAUCAUCGAAUCCUUAAUCAACAGAGUGGAGAUGCUCGAGAAAGAAAACGGGGAACUUCAAGCAGAAAAACAAAUGGCGGAAGGCAGAGCUAGCGUGGCGACCAAGGAUCGAGGUCAGCAAGACGGAUUAAGCCCCCCACGUGAACAUCCUCAGAAACCACCCAUGGCAAAUGAGGUCGCCUCAAACAGCCAAGCGAAAGAAAAGAACACUGGGGAAGGAGAUCGACGCCCAGGGACAAGUACAACCCAAAAGCGUGUCACCAUAAUAGGAGACUCGAAUGUAAACAGAGUUAAGAGGCCAUUACUCAGAGAGAUAAACAGGGACAGACGCGUGAACAUAAUCGGAAUAUCAGGAGCGAAAACUAACGAAAUCCUCGAAGAAAUGUCCAAGAUGCCGCAGAACGAAGGUGAAGAGAACCUCGUAAUCAUCAUGGCAGGACUAAAUGACGUUCUGAGUGGCCAGGAACCAGAACAAAUAACAUCAGCGUUGACCGACAUAGGGAACCAGUGGCUGGAAGACCACCCAAACGGGACCUUAGGAAUCUGUUCCAUCCCAUUUACGAAAGAAAGAGGACAGGAAGUACAAGCAAAAAUCCGACAGGUGAACAAGAACAUGCAAACCGUGUGCCACUCAGCGCCCCGGAUGCUCUUCUUGAACAAUUACCAUAUCCUGAGGACAGCAGAAUCGUCAGGAAUAGUGGAUAUACACUUCUCGCCGGAGGGGAGUGAAAGGGUGGCGCAACUAAUCGCGCAAAAGAUUGAUGAUUUUUUAGAAGUAGAAAUCACCAACGUAAGAAGCAGACAAAUGCGGCGCGAGUACUACCAGCCACCUCAUAUGCCAAUGCAGCGAACCAGCUGGACCCCAUACCACGCGAGGAGGUGGGGACCCCAACAGUGGCACCCAAGGAGAACAAUCAUGGACGCACGAUAUCGCCAACCCCCACGACCAUACUAACAAGUCACAAAAACAGAAA